AUGAUUCUCUCUGUAGUUUCAUCUAUCGUCCCGCGUCUCGCGAAAGUUGAGUCUCAUCUCAACUUCAAUACGCAGAAUCCCAACACUAGUAUUGGAGCCGGCAAUGAUAUCACCUUUAAACACCCCGAUGACAUUGUUGUCACCUGUGCUCUGCGCUCAGCUCUGACUAAAGGUGGCAAGGGAGGUUUCAAGGAUACCCAGGCUGCCGAUCUGCUUGCUGGUGUCCUCAAAGCCGUGAUAGAAAAGAGUGGUAUUGAUCCCAAGGCUAUCGAGGAUAUUGCUGUUGGCUCCGUCCUUCCCCCGGUGGCGGUGCCACAGAGUUCCGUGCGGCUGCCCUUCUUGCUGGCCAUUAUCGACAUCGCAAAUGCCAUCAAGUCUGAUAUGAUUGACGUGGGUAUCGGUGCGGGUGUCGAGAGCAUGAGCUUGCAGUAUGGCCCCGGUGCAGUUACCGAAUUCUCCGAGCUUCUAGAGAGCCACCCUGCGUCUGCCAACUGUAAGGUGCCAAUGCUCAUCCUUUCCGAGGACAUGGCUAAAGACCGUAAUGUCUCACGUGCCACUCAGGAUGCGUUCGCAGCCUCUUCUUACCAGAAGGCCGAGAAGGCCCAGAAGGAAGGUCUCUUCAAGGAGGAGAUUACUCCCCUAAAAGUCAAUUGGGUCGACCCCAAGUCUGGUGAGACCAAGACUAUCAACGUCGAGGCCGACGACGGUAUUCGCCCCGGUAUGACCGAAGAGUCGCUGUCAAAGAUUCGCGCUGUUGUCAAGGGCGGUUCCAUCCAUGCAGGUAAUGCUUCCCAGAUUUCCGACGGUGCCGCCGCCGUCCUGCUCAUGAAACGCUCCACUGCACUGCGCCUGGGCCAGACAAUCAUCGGAAAGUACGUCUCUGCCAGCGUCAUUGGCGUUGAUCCCCUUCUCAUGGGACUCGGCCCGUGGAAGGCCAUUCCCAUUGCUCUUGAAAAAGCUGGCAUCACCAAGGAUCAGGUUGAUAUUUACGAGAUCAACGAGGCUUUUGCUUCGCAGUGCGUAUACUGUGUGGACCAGCUGGGCUUGCCAAUAGAGAAGGUCAACCCUAAGGGUGGUGCCAUUGCCUUUGGCCAUCCUCUCGGAUGCACCGGUGCUCGUCAGGUCAGCACCUUGUUGACUGAACUCAAGCGUACUAACAAGAAGGUUGGCGUUACCAGCAUGUGCGUUGGCACUGGAAUGGGCGUUGCAGCUGUCUGGGUUGCUGAGUAA
This is a messenger RNA of Penicillium taxi, 1230 nucleotides long. RefSeq names its product 3-ketoacyl-coA thiolase peroxisomal A precursor. Gene Ontology annotation, molecular function: acetyl-CoA C-acyltransferase activity. NCBI's taxonomy places the organism in Eukaryota, Fungi, Ascomycota, Eurotiomycetes, Eurotiales, Aspergillaceae. Gene Ontology annotation, biological process: phenylacetate catabolic process; fatty acid beta-oxidation. The transcript is spliced from 3 exons. Gene Ontology annotation, cellular component: peroxisome. The record is from RefSeq and is a predicted model, not a curated record. The coding region runs from base 1 to 1230 and encodes 409 amino acids.